AUGCGAUCGAAGAUAAUAAUUGGGAUAGUUUUAGCAUUGUGUGUGUUAGCGACAUGGCUUUUUGGCCAUCUCUACCAAGAGCUGCUGUUUAUAUAUGAACAAACGGGCACUCUAACAGACUCGGAAUAUUCAUGGGUUUUCAGAUUAUUAUUAAAUUUAGUGGGAUACUCGACAGUGCUCUUGCCAUGCUAUGUCUUGUACAAGUAUCUUGAAAAGUCGAAUUACUUUGAUAAAAUUGCAAAUAAUUCAUGGGUAUCUCGGAUGCUUUAUGCCUGCUUCUCGGAACAUGAUCGAAUUCCGGAGUCAACGAAGCCUGUGAAAGUUGAAGAGAAUACUAAAAAUGAAGGAUUAGAAUUGGCAUUCUGCUUUACUGGACUUAUGGGAGCUUACCUAGUAUGGGGUCUAUUGCAGGAGAAGAUUAUGACACAGAAUUACGUGAUGCCAGAUGGAACGCUACUAAGGUUCAACGACUCACAGUUCCUAGUAUUUAUAAACAGACUGCUAGGUUUCCUAAUAGCUCUGACGAGGCUACUGAGCACAGGCCAGCAAAUAAUUGCCGCUCCGCUAUACAAGUUCUCAUACUGUUCGCUAACUAAUAUAAUCAGUGCUUGGUGUCAGUAUGAAGCACUCAAGUAUGUCAGUUUUCCUACUCAGGUGCUCUCAAAAUCAUGUAAAGUAAUUCCAGUAAUGUUGAUGGGUAAACUGAUCUCGAGGAACAAGUAUGAGACCUACGAAUAUAUUACCGCCUUGCUCAUUUCUAUUGGCAUGGUUUUGUUCAUGUUCGGCAGUCACGACGAUGCGUCCACGUGGGGCGCGACCAGCGCGUCGGGCGUGUGCCUGCUGGCGCUGUACAUGUGGUGCGACAGCUUCACGUCCUCGUGGCAGGGCGCGCUGUUCCGCCGCCACGCGCUGCGGCCGCUGCAGAUGUUGUGCGCCGUGAACCUGUGCUCCUGCGCGCUCACCGCCGCCGCGCUGCUGCACCGCGCCGCGCCGCACCGCGCCACCGCCAACCUGCUGCGGCAUCCGAUGUUUGUAGCGGACUGCGCGCUACUGUCGGCUAGCUCGGCGGUGGGGCAGCUACUUAUAUACCGAACCAUCGCGCGCUUUGGGCCCGUGCUCUUCACCAUCAUCAUGACGCUGCGACAGGCGGUGUCGAUACUAGUGUCGUGCGCGGUGUACGGACACUCGAUAUCAGCAAUCGGCGGUGUUGGAGUAGUCUUAGUGUUCACGUCGGUAUCCCUCAGGAUUUACUGUAGGAAGAGGAAACCGGCGGCAGUUAAAUAGUUUUAUUUUUACUUGUUCAUCGAAAUAGUGUCCAUUAGAUGUAUAGGCUUCCAACUGUGAGGACAUGUCUAGACUUUAUUAGACUUGUUUUGUAUGUAUUAGAACGUGCGAGACCAAUUUUAUUUUUUGUUAAUAAUAAUUCUGACGUGUAAUAAAAAUAUUUUAUAUUUUAGCUUUUACGAUUAAAAGUUGUUUUUUUCAAAUAUCUCAUUAUAGUUAAAUGUGUCUUGUUUGAAUGUAUUUAUUUAUUUUAAGUAAUGUCCAAGGACACAAAAUUAUUUUAACUUAAUGUACUGAUGUAGGCAUUUAUUAUAAACUCGAAAAUAUUUUUAUUAUACAUGUUUAUUUUUUGUAGACAAUGUUAUUUGAACGACGGUAUUAUAUAAGAUUAUAUCAACCCCUAGAUAACAUUCUCAUAGGCAGAUAAUUGUGGCAUAAAAUAUUACAUCUUACGACACGAUAUCGAUAAAAUCUUAACCAUACGAUAUCUGUAAUAAUGCUGCAUAUUUAAUUUUCUGCUGUUUUCAUGUCUUUCAACUUGUAAAAUGUAUUAAGUAUACUCGUAUGAAUGUGAAUAUUGUUAAUGUGAAUCACGAAGCCGACAUGACCAGAACAGACAGAUACGACUUCAAAUCUAGAUUUUCAGCGUUGAAUUUUCAAGAGCUAGAUUUGUCUUAAAUCAAUUAAAUUUGCUCUGUGAUGAUGUAAAAAAUAUACAUGUUUACAAACUGAAUAUCUGAGAUAUGUGCGACUCGUCGAUACAAUAAUAAAAUAUAGACUUAAUUACAUAGCAUUGUCUAAUAUUAACGCUUCCUUACUCUUCUUCUGUUUAGUUUAUUUGUCUAUUAUUGUCAAAUAUUCAUACUUUUAGUCAGCAUUUACCGUAUAAGGUAUUUGUAAAUCCUUCAAAUCUUUGCAUAUAUUUUAUACGAUAUCGUAUCGGACCAAAUAACAGUGUCGGAAGAUGUAAAACACCCAAUAAUGUUAUAUUGGGGAUGUCGUGCGUGAAUCGUGUUCUGUGUAGCUGUUCUUUACUACAUAGUAUGUAGAGUGGUGUACAUAACGAGUUAGGUUCUUUUGAACUUCGUCAAAAUGUAGUAAAAAUUUAUAAAGUA
Melitaea cinxia (Glanville fritillary) is the source of this 2399-nucleotide messenger RNA. It is a transcript of the gene sll, whose product is annotated as adenosine 3'-phospho 5'-phosphosulfate transporter 1. Gene Ontology annotation, molecular function: 3'-phosphoadenosine 5'-phosphosulfate transmembrane transporter activity. Gene Ontology annotation, biological process: transmembrane transport. The transcript has 9 exons. The coding region runs from base 1 to 1284 and encodes 427 amino acids. Gene Ontology annotation, cellular component: endoplasmic reticulum membrane; Golgi membrane. The record is from RefSeq and is a predicted model, not a curated record. Lineage: Eukaryota; Metazoa; Arthropoda; Insecta; Lepidoptera; Nymphalidae.